Molecule: messenger RNA, 2118 nt
Organism: Sebastes umbrosus (honeycomb rockfish)
Lineage: Eukaryota; Metazoa; Chordata; Actinopteri; Perciformes; Sebastidae
Gene: borcs7
Product: BLOC-1 related complex subunit 7
Exons: 5
Coding region: 942-1232 (96 amino acids)
Cellular component (GO): BORC complex
Source: RefSeq, a predicted model, not a curated record
AUAUUACGACUUUUUUCUCGUAAAUAUAUGACUUUAUUCUCGUAAUAUUACGACUUUAUUCUCGAAAUCAGAUUUUUUUUUUUUUUUCCCUCAAAGUGGCCCUAAUACUGCGUUGUAGCCUAUAGCAUAUAGGGGUGUAAGAAAAUGUUGAAAAAAAUCGAAUAUCGGGAUAUUUGAGAUACUAUAUUGAUUCUCAAAAACACUAUUGAUUUUUAAUAAUUAGUUUACAUGCAAAGAUUAACUCAGUCAAUCCUUAAUUUCCUUUGCAAAGAUAUGUGCCGUGUCAGUGUGUGUGCCCUCUGAAAGUAGUGCUAUGAUGUUGGAUGUUACAGGGACUGUGAUAAAUACAAAUACAGAUCCCAAUGUUGUGAUUGCAUAAACAAAGUACACUUUUUUUUACUCAGAUUUUAUGCAUAUGGUGGUGUGUUCUUUAUACCAUUACAGUUUUCCUAAAAUUAGAUUAAAAAAUUGCAAUAUAUUGAAUCGUCCCCCCUGUAUCACGAUACGUAUCUUAUCGCCAGAUUCUUGCUAAUACACAGCCCUAAUAGUCUAAAGGCCAAAGGAGUUCAAAUUAACUAUACAAUACUUCUGAGUACUUCAGUUUUGGAAGUAAAUUCAAUUUUACUCAUCACUCACACAUUUGUACUAAAGUACAAUAUGAACUUUACUUUACUUUACUUUACUUGUAGGCGGUGCAGUAGGCUAUUUGUCACACUGUGUAUUUCUACUUAUUGACUACUCAAACUGUCAUGGUUUAUAAAGACUUUGUAAUAACGUCAUAUCAAAUGCACGUGAUAAUGAAAUACGAAGGAAAAUCGAUUGUUUGUAGUUUUACAAGAGUAUCAAUCAUGACGUCAGUAAUUAUCUUAUCGUUCUACUGGACGCGCUUCUGUGUAUUUUGAGCCUCCCCGCGCACCGUCAGUAGCUAGCCACAACAGAAGAUGGCGUCAGCUGAGUCGCAGCCGCGGUUCGGCCAGUCUGUCAAGGGCUUAUUAUCCGAUAAAGUGGGCUCCUGCAGCGGGGACGUGAUAGCACUGACCCGCCAAGUGCUGAAGGGCUCCCGCAGUCAGGAGCUUCUCGGUCAAGCAGCAAGAAAUAUGGUCAUUCAGGAGGAUGCCAUCCUGCACUCUGAGGAUAGUCUGAGGAAAAUGUCCAUCAUCACCACACAUUUACAAUACCAGAGGCCAUCCAGAAGAACGUGGAGCACUCUAAAAACCUGCAGGACCAGUUGAAACACCUGCUGAAGUGACGGAGCAGAAGAGGACGCCCCCCCCACCCUAUCCUCAGGAGGAUACUGUGUUAACCGACGCUGCCUCAUCAGGAGGAUUUAAAUUAGGGAUAAGGUUAGGCUUACGGCUGUAGUUGGUGUUACCGGUGUUACAUGGUGGUCAGGCACACACCAAUUACAUUACAUACCCACUGCCCCCCACCGUCGUUUUGCUUUUUUUUUUACAGAAAUAAAACCCAUUUAGUUCAUCACAGACAAAACGAUGAGAAGCGAAAAGCAAAAAGCGCCUAUUUGGCAAUAUUUCAGAUUUAAACCCGAUGCUAUAAGGGAACCGUAACGAUAAUGAGGUCAUCGCCGUGAGCAGGACGGAGCGGUCAUAGCCGGUGUGUCCGGCAGAGCAGCGCCGGGUAGAAACCUGAGGCCCCGCAGCAACACUGGGUGUUGUCACAAGUUUAUUAAGCUUCAUCAAUAAUGUGACUCAAAAACGGUCCUCCAGAGUCCGACAUCAGAACUGCGCCCAUAGCAACGGUCUGUUAUAGAUAGCAACGGUCUGUUAUAAAGAAAUAACAGACCGUAGAAUGCCGUGAUUGACCAAUCAGAAUCAAGUAUUCAACAAAAGCCGUGUAAUAACGUUGGAUAUUCUGCCAUAUAUCUACUGUCUAACACACUGCUGGUCAGUGCAGCUGGGACUGGAAAUGAUGUGCUCCUCUGUAUCAAACACAAACACAGUGCCUGUGCUUAAGAAAUGCAAGGAUUUUUUAUUCUUGAGUUAUGUGAAAAUGUUUUGAUGAAUUGUAUUACAUUAAUUUAUUAAAUGCCUUGUCUGUGUUUACAUCACACUUUACAUUCCCCCUCCUUUCAAUGCCAUUAAAGGUCCCAUAUCAUGCUAA